CAAUUCACUUUCCUUGCACACGUUGCACAAUCGAGUCUCGCUGUUAAUUUUCCAGUAAAUUAUCGCAUAAAUUGCAUCAAAAAUGGCCUUCGGAGACGUUAAGACACCAAAAGGACUCCAAGAGUUGAACAAAUUCUUGGAAGAACGCAGCUACAUCGAUGGAUACACUCCAUCCAAGGCUGACGUGAGUGUUUUCGAUGCUUUGGGCAAAGCUCCCGCCGGAAGCUACCCACAUGUGCAACGUUGGUAUCGUCACAUCGCCUCCUUCGCUGCCGGCGAACGCAACGCAUGGACCGGAAGCGCGUUGCCACAAUGCGCCGGAGCCAAAACCACGACAGCUGCUGCCGAUGACGACGACGAUGUCGAUCUUUUCGGAUCGGAUGACGAAGAAGAUGCCGAAGCCGAACGCAUUCGUGAGGAACGCUUGAAGGCAUAUGCCGAGAAGAAGUCGAAGAAACCCGCUUUGAUUGCCAAAUCGUCGAUCAUUUUGGAAGUUAAGCCGUGGGACGACGAAACCAACAUGAAGGAGUUGGAAGAGAAGGUGCGUGCGAUUGAGAUGGAAGGUCUUAUCUGGGGCGCUGGAAAACUCGUGCCGGUCGGUUAUGGCAUCAACAAGUUGCAAAUCUGUUGUGUCAUUGAGGACGACAAAGUUUCCGUCGACGAGUUGACUGAGAAGAUCCAGGAGAACGAGGAUCACGUUCAAUCUGUCGAUAUUGCUGCUUUCAACAAGAUCUAAGAAGUUUUAGCAACAAGUUGGGGAAUCCAGUUCUCAGGAAUUUUUUAUACUACAACAACAAAGACUCAAGUGAACACAGCGAUUUCCUGCCUAACUCAUUUUAGCUCAAGAAUAAAUUGAAAGUCUUUUUGAAACAAUAACAGAAAAAAAAAUUUUUCAUUAAAUUGCCCAACAUAACAAACUCAAAAUUAAAAAAAUCUUUAAUAUUACGAAAUUGGCCAAAAAUUAAUUAAUUUUUAUAAUUUUCGUUUAUUUUUACGUCAAUUUUUUUAAAUUUAUUAUUUUUAUUUUGAUUAAACAUUUGUUCCAAAUUAA
Messenger RNA from Culicoides brevitarsis, 1051 nucleotides. It is a transcript of the gene eEF1beta, whose product is annotated as probable elongation factor 1-beta. NCBI's taxonomy places the organism in Eukaryota, Metazoa, Arthropoda, Insecta, Diptera, Ceratopogonidae. The coding region runs from base 83 to 736 and encodes 217 amino acids. Gene Ontology annotation, cellular component: eukaryotic translation elongation factor 1 complex; cytosol. The transcript has 2 exons. Gene Ontology annotation, molecular function: translation elongation factor activity; guanyl-nucleotide exchange factor activity. The record is from RefSeq and is a predicted model, not a curated record. Gene Ontology annotation, biological process: translational elongation.